Messenger RNA from Cladophialophora bantiana CBS 173.52, 621 nucleotides. RefSeq lists its product as uncharacterized. The coding region runs from base 1 to 621 and encodes 206 amino acids. The record is from RefSeq and is a predicted model, not a curated record. The transcript has a single exon. Lineage: Eukaryota; Fungi; Ascomycota; Eurotiomycetes; Chaetothyriales; Herpotrichiellaceae.
AUGCGGUGCAAGGAUUCCAGAGAUAGAAUCUACAGCCUCCGGGGACCACUUGGUUCGUGUCGCGGAUAUGAUCAGAUCAAACCACCGAUUAAGACAGUCGAUUAUUCCAAGCCCGCGGAGGCGGAGAUUUUGGAAUGUGCUUUCCUGCUUCUGGCGAGCCUUCCUCUUCGCACAGACGUCGAGGAUGAUUUCAGCGGCAUCCGGCCCAUCUACGACUUGUUGUCCCCGUCGCCCGCAAGAGGUGUGCCAUCGCUGCAAAAAUUCUCGCUCGACCCGUCAGUCCCGAUCCAACCUAAGGUCUGGACAGCCUGCCUGUUUCACGAAGUGACCUGCUUCCAGCUGGCCAUGGUCGAAGCGCACGAUUUUCUCGAAUUCACGGCGACUUUUGAGCAGAAUGACAUCUUCACCCUCAAGAAGAAGCUCGCUCAGUCGUUCGCGACUCUCGGCUCUCUUCUGGCUCUCGCCAUCUGCGCAGUCCCAGGCGGGCUCGCUUGCAAAUACGCCCAGGCAGCUUGUGGUCAAAAAUCUACGUCGAGCUCUCAGCAAGCCUGUAAAACCCGGGGAUGGACGGUCAUAUUCUCUUGUACCCGGCAAUGGUCACAUCUCAGUGUCGGUCUCUAG